Molecule: messenger RNA, 1138 nt
Organism: Cynara cardunculus var. scolymus (artichoke)
Lineage: Eukaryota; Viridiplantae; Streptophyta; Magnoliopsida; Asterales; Asteraceae
Product: homeobox protein knotted-1-like LET6
Exons: 4
Coding region: 44-1138 (364 amino acids)
Biological process (GO): regulation of DNA-templated transcription
Cellular component (GO): nucleus
Molecular function (GO): DNA binding; DNA-binding transcription factor activity, RNA polymerase II-specific
Source: RefSeq, a predicted model, not a curated record
ACGUAUCUUUGCACAGGAACUUUUGAGGCACUUAGAGAGAGAAAUGGAUGGUCAUGCUGGUGGUGGUGGUGGAGGUACAUCAUCUUUGAUGGGGUUUGGAGAAAAUAAUAGCCUCAAUCGAAGCAGUAAUGGUGAUAAUAAUAACAGCAUUGGAUCGCUGUGUCUUCCUCCUCCUGUUAUAUACAACAAUACCCUGAUUUUUUCCACUCAGGAUCAUCAUCAUCACCAUAACAACUGUGGCACUUCAGCUUCUGCUAUGAUGCUUGAAGACAACAACAAUAGCAACAUCAACGAUGGAGGCGGCUUAGGCUUCAUCUCCUCAUCAUCGUCAUGUUCUUCGUCUGUUAAAGCGAAGAUCAUGUCUCAUCCUCAUUACCCUCGUCUAUUGUCAGCUUAUCUCAAUUGUCAAAAGAUAGGAGCACCACCUGAAGUAGUGGAACGACUAGAAGAAGCCUGCCGAGCAUCGGUGAUGAUGGCUGGUCGUGCCAGCACCGGUGGUGGUGGUGGAGGUAUGAACACAACCAUUGUCGGACAAGAUCCGGCUCUUGAUCAGUUCAUGGAAGCUUACUGUGAGAUGCUCAUUAAAUAUGAACAAGAACUCUCAAAACCCUUCAAGGAAGCCAUGCUUUUUCUCUCAAGAAUCGAGUCCCAGUUCAAGGCUAUCUCUUUUUCCACCUCAGAUUCUGCUUGUGGUGAGGGAGGCAUGGAUAGAAACGUUUCAUCUGAAGAAGAGGUGGAUGUCGACGUUAAUAACAAUAUGGUUGAUCCUCAAGCUGAAGACCGGGAACUGAAAGGUCAGUUACUCCGCAAGUACAGCGGGUAUUUAGGAAGUCUGAAGCAGGAGUUCAUGAAGAAGAGAAAGAAAGGGAAGUUGCCUAAAGAAGCUCGCCAACAGUUGCUUGACUGGUGGACCAGACAUUACAAAUGGCCAUACCCUUCGGAAGCUCAGAAGUUGGCACUAGCUGAAUCCACAGGGCUAGAUCAGAAGCAGAUAAACAACUGGUUCAUAAACCAGAGGAAGCGACACUGGAAGCCAUCUGAAGAUAUGCAGUUUGUGGUAAUGGAUGCUGCUCAUCCUCACUAUUUCAUGGACAAUAUCUUUGGGAACCCAUAUCCCAUGGACGUAUCUCUUCUCUAA